AUCUCUAUGCUGUUUUGUUUAGUUUUUAUAUCGGCCGGCGUGACGCCGCCAUCUAUAUUUUGUCGAAUAUUUGUAAAGUUGUAAAAUAAUUAAAAUGAGCGUGGAUGACUUAGUGCGGGACCAUACACGUCUCAUGAAUGUUCAUACGGUACUUCAGCACGCGGCUGUGGCGUCUUUAGCUUGCACGGGACCGCGCACAAUUGGUCCGGAUCAGAAGCAAAAACAAGUGGAAAAAUCACUUAGUCCGAACGUUGUCGAGCCAGUCCAAACUACCCUCUCUCAAUUAUCAAUUACCACGUUAAAUAAGCAGACAUCUCCAGUGGAUAUUUUACCAAGCAUUGGCCCUGAUGUAAACGACAUAAAUGCAAGCAUUGUCAAGCGGGAGCUAGAUAAGGAAUGUAAGCGAAGUGUGCGCUAUCAAUUGAAUCUGAUUAAAGAACGGCAGCAAAAAGCGAUCAAUGAACGCUUUGCCACCCAGCAGAAGACAGAACAGCAGCAGCUGCGUGUUAGUAACCGGGCAAAACGUGAAGAGAGCGACAAACUUUUGCAGCAGCAGGCCGAGCAACUGGCCAAAGCAGAACUGGAGGCGCAACAGCGCGAGCAAAAAGCGCUGAUUAAGCAAAAUAACCAAAAACUGUAUUUGCUGACAAUCGAGGGCGUUUCGCGUUGUCAUCGGCGAUUUUGCAGUAAGUAUGAAUUGGUGACAAAGCUGUUCCUGGCCCUGGACAAGGAGACCGUACAGGCAUGUGCCGCUCAUAAUGCUGAAUUACGGGAGCUGGGACAACUGUUCGAUCAGCUAGUUGAAAAACUUAAAAAAGGAAGCAGCGACCCACCAGAACUGAGUUGUGUCUUCACAGCGGAACAAUAUUGCCAGCGCCUGGAUAGACUGGACGAGAAUCUACACAAACAACUGUCGGAGCAGCAGCAACAGCAACUAGACAAAGCCAAAAAGUUGGCGGAAGAGAAAGAAAAGCAGCGCCUACUAGAAGUAGAGGAGCAGCAGAAACAGCAGGAACAGAAACAGCAGCAGUUGGAGGCUGAGCUUAAAGCAACAGCCGAUGCUGCCGCAACUGCGGCCGCUGCGGCUGCAAACGUAGCGACGACUGCAGCAACAGCACAGGAGGCGCCAACUACAGAGGCUCCAGUGACAGCAACAGUCCCAGCUAGCAUCUCCACCAGCUAUGUGCAUCCAACACGUUUGGCUUUCUACAACGAGAUCAAUGCAUUGUAUCAGAGCAAAGUGGAUGCUGUCAAACCACUUCAGACGGACGAGGCUUGGAAAAAGUAUCGAACAAAUUGUCAGCGAACCAUCAAUUUGCCACUGAACGCGAUCACAGCGACUAGUGCCCAGCAUCUCAAGACUAACUUUGAUAAGCUAUACAAUUUCUUUGCGGGCCAACCCGUAAGAACUACGGACGGCAGUACGAUAACCAUUAAUGAUCAUCCAUUGGCAAGGGACUAUUGCAUUCUGCUAAUGGCGAAGAAGUUUGUUAGCCAAACAGACACCGCCAUAUCGAGUAAUCCUCAAGCAGCCUUCCCAUUUGCCUCGGUGAUUGUUACCUUUUGGAAGCUGCUGCCCGACUUUGGCAAGAUCUUCUUGGCCUACAUGUACAAGGAGUCGCCGUAUCUGGUUCCUUACGUUAUACCACAGCAGCCGGAUCAAUCACCCGAGCAGUACUUAAAGACAAUGGGCUAUCGCAUCACCGAGAACAAUGAGCUGGAGAAGCCGGACAUGUUUCUCAAGCGUCAGACUGGCAUUGCGCGUCUGUAUGCUGCAGUAAUUAUCACGCCUGGCCGCCAGGCAGAUGGACCCAACCAUUGCUUUGGCCUGGAGGAGGCUUGGCGUUGGCUCACCCACAUUAUGCUAGUGAAGCCAUUGCCUGACAUUUGCGCCACCAUGAUCAUGGAGAUGUUGCAGACCCUGGGCUUUGAGCUUUGGCGUGCCUACGGUAGGAACUUCCUAAAACUUCUACUAUAUAUACAGACGGCGUAUAUGCCACAGCUGUCGGCCUAUGACGAGGGCGGUCCAAAGACACGCCUCGAAAUGCUGCUAUCGAAAUUUUUGCGUGAACGUCAAAUACCACAGGCAAUGGGCGUGUUGCCGCCAGGCUUUUGGUAGCUCUUUAUAUAUAUAUAUAUAUAUGUUUAUUAUAUAAUUUAAUUGUUAUUACAACGUUCGUUAUGAUAAAAAUAGUUGAUGAGAAGCUUUCAUGGGCCCAUUCAUUGUUAAAUAAAGGCUACUAACUUACA
Messenger RNA from Drosophila hydei, 2250 nucleotides. RefSeq names its product nucleoporin GLE1 (gene Gle1). Bases 95 to 2119 code for a protein of 674 amino acids. NCBI's taxonomy places the organism in Eukaryota, Metazoa, Arthropoda, Insecta, Diptera, Drosophilidae. The transcript has 2 exons. Gene Ontology annotation, cellular component: nuclear pore cytoplasmic filaments; cytoplasm; nuclear pore. Gene Ontology annotation, biological process: poly(A)+ mRNA export from nucleus; regulation of translational initiation; regulation of translational termination. The record is from RefSeq and is a predicted model, not a curated record. Gene Ontology annotation, molecular function: inositol hexakisphosphate binding; phospholipid binding; translation initiation factor binding.